Molecule: messenger RNA, 1384 nt
Organism: Rubroshorea leprosula
Lineage: Eukaryota; Viridiplantae; Streptophyta; Magnoliopsida; Malvales; Dipterocarpaceae
Source: the annotation of a GenBank genome assembly
GGAAAGCGUCCCAGCCCUACUGGACAGUGGCGCGGACCAGAGCUUGAUCGCGGCCAGCUCAGCGGGGGAGUUGGGUCUGCCAUGCACCAAGGAGCAUGGUUGGGUGAAGGUCGUCGAUCAGCCUUUGCAGCCCAUCCAUGGCGUGGCACGAGGGGUGCCAGUGCAAAUAGGCUCAUGGUCGGGGGAGAUCGACCUACAUGUGGUGCCCAUGAAGGACUUCAAGAUGGUGCUGGGUCGUGACUUCAUCACUCGAAUGCUGCCAUUCACUUUCAUGAGGGACGGGAGCAUACUCUUUGAGGACAGGGGUGUUCGCUACGAGGUGCCACUAGAGCGGCUACCAACGGAGCAAACAGUCCUUGCAGCCAUGGAGGUGUCAGGGGGCAGUGAGCGGGAACACGGCCAGACAGUGGAGUCCAAGAGCGGGAAGGCUAGAGGCACGGCACACUCUGAACGCAACUUGCAGCGGAAGCGAGGUGGGCACGCGGCACAGACUUGCGGCAACUCGCGAAGGGGACCGAGGCACUCGACACGAGCGGCCUUGACGAGGGCGUCAAGGGCUUUGGUGGGGGAGAGUGUCACGGAGCGCGAGCUCGAGGGCCCAAGUCAAGGCCAUCGUGGCACAGGGCAGCAGCCAUGGCACCCACAGGCGCGCGAGCACGGGCACAGACGCGGGCUGGAGCAUGGCAUGGAACGCCCAAGAGGCGGGCCUGGCAUGAGUUCGCAGCGUCCACGCCAAGGCCGUGGCACGAAGUCGCGGUUGAGCCAUGCUGGGGCAUGUUGGAGCUGUCCAAGAAGCUGCUGGGCGCGGGAACAGUACGCGCGGAGGAACAGUACCCGCGCAGGAACAGUGCCAGACAAGGGGGUCUGGAAUGGGCUUAAUGGGGCAAGCCCAACCUGGGGGUUUCUCCUGGGCCUUGUAGAUAAUUCUAGAAUAGAGGAUUCUAGAAUAAUGUAGGCUUAGGAGGGAGGGUUGAGGAUAUUCUAGUAAUUGUACAAAUGAGGGAAUUGUGUGGAGUGUUCUAGAACCUCACCUGCAGAGGGCUCUUGGGCCUGACCUCCUCUAUAAAUAGGAGUGGCCUUAGUAGAGGAGAUCAGAUGGAGAGCUGGAGAGUUAGAGAGUGAGUGAGCUGCUAGGUGAGAGUGAGUGCAGAGAGGGGCUUUGUACUCAAGUUCUUGUACACUCCCUUGCGAUUUAAUAAAUUCUCUUCUUCUCCCAACUUCCUUCCUUCUUGUUUCGUUGCUAACCUCAAGCCCAGUAAGAGGGCCACGCCAGUGUUGGGGAAAGGCUAACUUGGUUCGGGUUUACGGGGUUAAUUCCGAGCUAAGUGCCGCACGAGGUCGAGCUAGAUUCCGCCUCCGAGGCAAGGGCCAUCGGAGCUAGUCU